Molecule: messenger RNA, 1736 nt
Organism: Ceratotherium simum simum (southern white rhinoceros)
Lineage: Eukaryota; Metazoa; Chordata; Mammalia; Perissodactyla; Rhinocerotidae
Gene: PACSIN1
Product: protein kinase C and casein kinase substrate in neurons 1
Biological process (GO): positive regulation of dendrite development; neuron projection morphogenesis; plasma membrane tubulation
Cellular component (GO): cytoplasm; endosome; plasma membrane
Molecular function (GO): phospholipid binding; protein binding
Source: RefSeq, a predicted model, not a curated record
CCUCCUCCUCUCCCCCUCCUCCCCGGCUCUGACCUUCCUCCUUCCCGCAGCCCCGGCGCGAGCCGGAGAGACGCGGUGGCGGCGGCCGCUGCACAGCCUCCUCUUCCCGCGGGAAGUCGUCCGGGCUUGAGGCCGGGCCCCAGACGCCCCGCUUUGCCCCGUGGCGCCGCCGAUGGUGCCGGGCGCUCCUGCCCCCAGCAUAUGAGCAGCCCAGCUUGGUGACCACUGCUCCACAACUGUCCAUCCCCCCACGGCCACACCAUGUCCGGCUCCUACGAUGAGGCCUCACUAGCUCCAGAGGAGACCACCGACAGCUUCUGGGAGGUGGGGAACUACAAGCGGACGGUGAAGCGCAUCGAUGACGGGCACCGCCUGUGCAACGACCUGAUGAACUGCGUGCAGGAGCGCGCCAAGAUCGAGAAGGCGUACGCGCAGCAGCUCACCGACUGGGCCAAGCGCUGGCGCCAGCUCAUCGAGAAAGGCCCACAGUAUGGCAGCCUGGAGCGGGCCUGGGGUGCCAUGAUGACGGAGGCAGACAAGGUGAGCGAAUUGCACCAAGAGAUGAAGAACAGCCUGCUGAACGAGGACCUGGAGAAGGUCAAGAACUGGCAGAAGGACGCCUAUCACAAGCAGAUCAUGGGCGGCUUCAAGGAGACCAAGGAGGCUGAAGAUGGCUUCCGGAAGGCCCAGAAGCCCUGGGCCAAGAAGAUGAAGGAGCUGGAGGCAGCCAAGAAGGCCUACCAUCUGGCCUGCAAAGAGGAGAAGCUGGCCGUGACUCGGGAGAUGAAUAGCAAGACGGAGCAGUCGGUCACCCCCGAGCAGCAGAAGAAGCUACAGGACAAAGUGGACAAGUGCAAGCAGGAUGUGCAGAAGACGCAGGAGAAGUAUGAGAAGGUGCUGGACGACGUGGGCAAGACCACACCCCAGUACAUGGAGGGCAUGGAGCAGGUGUUUGAACAGUGCCAGCAAUUUGAGGAAAAGCGGCUAGUCUUCCUCAAGGAGGUGCUGCUGGACAUGAAACGUCACCUCAACCUCGCUGAGAAUAACAGCUAUGUCCACGUGUACCGGGAGCUGGAGCAGGCCAUCCGAGGGGCCGACGCCCAGGACGACCUCAGGUGGUUCCGCAGCACCAGCGGCCCUGGCAUGCCCAUGAACUGGCCCCAGUUUGAGGAGUGGAACCCAGAUCUCCCUCACACCACCACCAAGAAGGAGAAACAGCCUAAGAAAGCAGAGGGGGUGACGCUGACCAAUGCCACUGGGGUAGCGGAGUCCACAUCCCAGGCUGGGGACCGUGGCAGCGUUAGCAGCUACGACCGGGGCCAGCCUUAUGCCACCGAGUGGUCGGACGACGAGAGCGGGAACCCAUUUGGAGGCAGUGAGGCCAACGGGGGCUCCAACCCCUUCGAGGACGACGCCAAGGGAGUGCGUGUGCGGGCGCUCUACGACUACGACGGGCAGGAGCAGGAUGAGCUCAGCUUCAAGGCUGGAGAUGAGCUCACCAAGCUGGGCGAGGAGGAUGAGCAGGGUUGGUGCCGCGGGCGGCUGGACAGCGGGCAGCUGGGCCUCUAUCCCGCCAACUACGUGGAGGCCAUCUAGCUGCCCUGCUCCCCUCCCCACUUCCCCUCCGUCCUCGCCCACCCCUCCCCUUCCUGUCCACUCUUGUCCCCCUCCCUUUGCCAUAGAGUUCCAGACAUAUUUUCCGAUCAAGCUUUUAUUUUUUUAAAAGUCAAAACAGA